Paracoccidioides brasiliensis Pb18 is the source of this 225-nucleotide messenger RNA. RefSeq lists its product as uncharacterized. The coding region runs from base 1 to 225 and encodes 74 amino acids. The transcript has a single exon. The record is from RefSeq and is a predicted model, not a curated record.
AUGGCAGAGAGGGCAGCGAGCGAUAUGAUUGGCAACGGGGGAAUUGCAGGUGGAGGCCAGGAAAAAGCAACGACUGCGCAGGAACAGACGCAGCGUGGAAGCUGUUUGGAUGAGGUUGAGACUGGGCGGAGGAGGACUGGAAGGGGAGAGAGAGAAAGACGAGGAGAAGAAGAAGAAGAAGAAGAAGAAGAAGAAGAGCACCACCCGACUGCAACCACCAGCUAA